UUUUCAGAUUGUCAAUGCCAAGGUCAACCGGACACACGAAAUAUCGAUUCUUUAUAAACCUUGACGUUUCCGUUAGGACCGGCAGAACAGUGUUUACAAUGUCUUUGACCUUAGUCAGCCAAGCGACGGCCAUGUUGUUGGCCAACUCUACAAAAAUACCACUUCCGAUUCCUAUCGCCCCGGUCGCUACGCUGAACGUCAUAGGCUUACUUCACUACGACCUACAAACCACGCUGACGCGGAUUUUAAACGGCGUGGUCCAUAUCGGAGUCGACAUCUGCGGUAUCGUCACGAACAUCAUCAACAUAAUCGUAUUCGUCCGCGUCGGACUGGUGGACAGCGUGACGAUAACGCUCUUCAGCCUCGCGGUGUCGGAUGUUUGGUUUCUGGUAUUCUACAUCAUCCUGCAGGUCAACUACAUGCUGACCGUGGUGCUGGGCCUGGAGCCAUACGUCCGGCUGACCACGCUGAGCUACCUGAUCGCCUGGUACAUGAACCUGUUCAACGACAUCUCCAUCCUCAUCACCGUCUUCACGGCCGUCCAGAAGUCGGCGUGCGUGGCGAUACCGCUGCUGUUCAAGAACGUCUUCACCCGCCUCCGCGUCACCGCGGUGAUCCUGGGCAUCUACGGCGCGAUGGUCGUCUACUACCUCCCGACGUUUGUGAGCCAAGGCUUCAAGCAGUACUUCGACGUCGCCCUCAACAGGACCCGGCUCGGCUACACGUCUCAGCCUUACAGGAACCUUCUGAGCGAGAUCUACAAAAUAUUCAAUCGCAUGUUCCUCCCUUUCACGUCCCAGGUCGUCAUCAUCAUCUGCAUGUUCAUCAUGAGCUACAGACUCAAGCAGGCGUCGCUGCUCCGGCACAAGAUGACCGGAGAUAAAGAUGGCGGCGACCGCGAGGCGGGAAUGGACAAGGUCAUGAUGAACCCGAAGGAGAUUCGCGCGAUCCAAGUGGUCAACCUCGUGUCGGCCAUAUUUGUCGUCUGCAACCUGCCGGACAUUUUCAUCUUCUUCUGCAGCAUCUACUACCCGGAGUUUAACGACUACGGGAAGUACGAGAUCUCGUUCAAGUUGGCGCAAGCCAUUCAGAAACUUUUAACCGUCAUCAGUGCGACGGUGAACGUCGUUGUGUACUAUAAGUUCAAUACGAAAUACCGGAACACGUUUAACGAAAUGUUGAAGGUGAUGUUCCAUCCAUCACAGUCGUCUGGCAAAGAGAAAAGUUUCCACAAGUAA
This is a messenger RNA of Lymnaea stagnalis (great pond snail), 1238 nucleotides long. NCBI's taxonomy places the organism in Eukaryota, Metazoa, Mollusca, Gastropoda, Lymnaeidae. The record is from the annotation of a GenBank genome assembly.